UUCCCUGGGUAUGCCUUCCCGGCUUUUGACAUUCUACCAAGAACAACAGAAAAUGAACAAGUCCCAGAAAUGUCCUGGUCAGGGAUCCGUGUCGUUCAGGGACGUGACUGUGGACUUUACCCGGGAUGAGUGGCUACGACUGACGGGCACACAGAGGACGCUGUACCGGAAUGUGAUGCUGGAGAACUACAGCCACCUGGUCUCAGUGGGGUGUCACCUCAGCAAGCCAGAGGUGAUCUUCAGGCUGGAGCAAGGAGAAGAGCUGUGGCCAUCAGAGGGCAGAUUCCCAGACCAGCGUGAUCAAGACAGAAGCCAGGAAAACCAAGACAAACAUUUGUGGCGAGUUUCACUCAUCAACAGAAAAUCACUGACUAAGAAGAACGAUCAUGUUUUCAGAGAAGCACCCUGUCAGGAUGACUCAUGUGGAAAGAGCUUAAAAAAUGUUUCAGAAUCAAUUAUUAGUGAUAAAAAUCAUUCAAGUAAGAACUCUGAUGAAAUUAAUGUAUGUGGGAAGUUGCCCUCUGAUAAUAACCAAGGAAAUACUCAUGCUGGAAAGAAAUCUGACAAACAUAACCAAGCUGGGAAAUCCCCAAGUCAUAUUGAGGACUCCGUUACUGAUCAGCAGCGAACACGGACAAAAGGGAAGCUUUAUGCGUGUAACGAGUGCCAGAAGUCUUUUCGUCAUAGCUCAGCCCUCAAAGUCCAUCAGAGAAUUCACACAGGAGAGAAGCCCUAUCAGUGCACCGAGUGCGGGAAAUCCUUCUAUGCAAAAUCAAACUUCAAUCAUCAUCAGAGGACUCACACAGGGGAGAAACCAUAUGAAUGUAAGGAAUGUGGGAAAUCCUUCUGUGUGAAAUCGAACUUAACUAAACAUCAGAAAACACAUACAGGGGAGAAACCUUUCAAAUGUAACGAGUGUGGGAAAACUUUCUUACAGAAGUCACAGUUUGCUGACCAUCAGAGAACACACACAGGGGAGAGACCCUAUGUAUGUAACGAGUGUGGGAAGUCCUUCUACUAUAAGUCAGCCCUGCACGUACAUCAGGGGAAGCAUACAGAAGAGAAACCCUAUAAAUGUACUGAUUGUGGGAAAUCCUUCUGCUAUAAAUCAGCCCUAAUUAUUCAUCAGGUGUCUCACACAGGGAAGAAACCCUAUGACUGUAAUGAAUGCGGGAAAACCUUCUGUGUGAAGUCAAACCUCACAAAACAUCAGAAAAUUCACACUGGUUUGAAACCUUAUGAAUGUAAUGAGUGUGGCAAAGCUUUCUCUAUGAAUUCGAUCCUAAUAGUACAUCGGAGAACCCACACGGGGGAGAAACCCUAUGGAUGCAAUGAGUGUGAGAAGUCCUUCUAUAAAAAAUCAGCCCUUACUAAACACCAGAAAACUCACACAGGGGAGAAACCACAUGAAUGUAACGAAUGUGGGAAGGCCUUCCAUAUGAAUUCCACCCUGAUCAUACACCAGAGAACUCACACUGGAGAGAAACCCUUUAAAUGUAAUGAAUGUGAAAAGUCAUUCUAUGUGAAGUCACUUCUUAAUAUUCAUCAGAGAAAUCACACGGGAGAGAAACCUCAUGUAUGUAGUGAAUGUGGGAAAGCCUUUUCUAUGAAGUCUAAUCUCACUGAUCAUCAGAGGACACAUUCAGAAGAGAAACCCUACAAAUGUAAUGAAUGUCAGAAGACCUUUCGCCAUAAGUCAACUUUAACAGUACACCAGAGAACUCACACAGGGGUGAAACCCUAUAAAUGUAAUGAAUGUGGGAAAUCCUUCUAUAUGAAGUCAGCCCUCAGUCAACACCAGAGAAUACACACAGGGGAAAAACCUUAUGAAUGUAAAGAAUGUGGGAAAACCUUCUUCCAGAAGUCACACCUCACUAAACAUCAGCGCACACACACACGGGAGAAACCGUAUGAAUGUAAGGAAUGUAAAAAAACCUUCUUCCAGAAGUCACACCUCAUUGAACACCAGAGAACACACACUGGGGAGAAGCCCCAUGAAUGUAACAAAUGUGGGAAAUCUUUCUGUUAUAAGUCAGCCUUAACCAUACAUCAGAGAACUCACACAGAAGAGAAACCAUAUAAAUGCAAUGAAUGUGAGAAAUCUUUCUGUAUGAAAUCACACCUCACUGUACAUCAGAGAACUCACACAGGGAAGAACCCCUUUGAGUGUAAGGAAUGUGGGAAGACUUUUUAUGUGAAAUCAAACCUCAUUAAUCAUCAGAGGACUCACACAGGGGAGAAGCCCUAUGAGUGUAAGCAAUGUGGGAAAUCCUUCUGUAUGAAGUCGACCCUCAUGGUUCAUCAGCGCACACACACGGGGGAGAAGCCCUAUGAAUGUAACGAAUGUGGGAAGUCCUUCUGCAAGAAGUCGACGCUCACGAAACAUCUGGUGAUUCACACAGGAGAGAUACCCUAAGGUGCAGCGAAUGUGGCAAACCCUCCUGUGUGAAAUCGAGUUUCAUCAACACCAGGACAACCUGUGGGAGAAGCCUUAGGACUGUAGUAAUGUGGAGAGCUCCACUUGUGGAGAUUCAGUCUUUA
This is a messenger RNA of Ailuropoda melanoleuca (giant panda), 2541 nucleotides long. Its product is annotated as zinc finger protein 260-like. The record is from RefSeq and is a predicted model, not a curated record. Lineage: Eukaryota; Metazoa; Chordata; Mammalia; Carnivora; Ursidae. Gene Ontology annotation, molecular function: DNA-binding transcription factor activity, RNA polymerase II-specific; RNA polymerase II cis-regulatory region sequence-specific DNA binding. Gene Ontology annotation, biological process: regulation of transcription by RNA polymerase II. The transcript has 6 exons. Bases 11 to 2416 code for a protein of 801 amino acids.